Messenger RNA from Dalotia coriaria, 1841 nucleotides. RefSeq names its product histidine-rich protein PFHRP-II-like. The transcript is spliced from 3 exons. NCBI's taxonomy places the organism in Eukaryota, Metazoa, Arthropoda, Insecta, Coleoptera, Staphylinidae. Bases 128 to 1708 code for a protein of 526 amino acids. The record is from RefSeq and is a predicted model, not a curated record.
CCGUCUAGAGGGGAACUGUAUAAAUAACUGUCGGUGGUGAUCGGAAGAUAUCACAGUCGGUUCGCUAGCACACAACAGUCCUAGUGCCCCUAGGAGGUUUGCAGCUCACAGCACGGUUACCACGACGAUGAAAUUCUUGGUGUUGUUCUCUUGCGCUUUGGCGGUGGUAGCGGCCCAAUGGGGACCAGCUCAUCAUGGUGCUUACCACGUACCGGUAAUUGGCCCACAUGGUGUCCCAGUUGAUACCCCUGAAGUGCAACAUGCCCGCGCUGCCCAUUUAGCUGCUCUUUCUCAAGCAUCCCAACACGCUGGACCAGCUGCCUACCACGGAGGUUAUGACAAUGGUCAGUACAAUGAUAAUGGUGCCUACAACAAUGCUCCACAUGAUGAAGGUCACUACCGCUACCAUGGACCAGCUGCCUAUCAAACCACUCAUGGAGCUGCUAAAGUUACCCACGAUGGCGUACCUCUUGAUACUCCUGAAGUAGCCGCUGCUAAGGCUCAUCACUUCAGCGCAUUCUCCGAAGCUUUAUCUCGUGCUGCUCAUCAUGGCCCAAGUCAUCAUUACCGUAAACGCCGCAGUUAUGGUGUCUAUGGUCAUCAUGGUGCCUAUCAUGGUCCUCAACACAUCCCUGUAAUUGGCCCACAUGGUGUUCCAGUUGACACACCCGAAGUGCAACAUGCUCGUGCUGCUCACUUCCAUGCUCUCGCCGCGGCUAACCAUGGUGGUGGACACUAUGAUGGUGGAUACGAUGGUGGACACUAUGCAGCUGGACCUGUUUAUGCUCAUGGUUAUCAUCAUGGAUUCCAAGGAUUGGAUCAUGAUGGUCGUCCAUUAGACACACCUGAAGUAGCUCACGCAAAGGCUGCUCACUUUGCUGCUUAUGAUGAGGCUGCUCAUCGUAAUGGUGUGCAUGGACACCAUGGACAUGUGGCCGUUUAUGCCGGUCACUACGCUCAUGGAUACCCUAAUGGAGCACCACAUGAUACCCCUGAGGUAGCGCAUGCUAAAGCUGCUCAUUUUGCUGCUCAUGCCGCUGCCCGUGGACAUGCAGUGGCUCCAUUGGUGUAUGGUGCCCAACACUUGCCAGUGAUUGGACCCAACGGUGUCCCAGUUGAUACCGCUGAAGUUCAACACGCCCGUGCUGCCCACUUUGCCCACAAAGCUGAAGCUCAUGCCCGCAACGGAGACUACGCUGUCUACGCUCAUGCUGCCCCAAUUGUUGCCCAUGCUGCUCCUCUUGCCUAUGCCCACCACGCUUAUGCCGCCCCAGUUGUAGCUGCUCAUGCCGCUCACGGUGUUGUCGCUCAUGUCGGUGUUGCUGAAACCCCAGAAGUUGUUGCUGCCAAGCACGCUCACUUCGCCGCUCAUGCUGAAGCUUUGGCCCGCGUUGCCCCAGUUCACCAUCUGUACCGUCGUGGAAUCUACGCCGCUGCUCCAGCUAUUGCCGCUUACGCUGCCCCAAUUGCCUAUGCUGCCCAACACCUUCCAGUCAUCGGACCCAACGGUGUUCCAGUUGAUACCGCUGAGGUUCAACACGCCCGUGCUGCUCACUUCGCCCACAAGGCUGAAGCUCAUGCCCGCAACGGCGACUACCUUGCUCACCCAGUUGUUGCCGCCGCCUAUGGUGCCUACCCAUAUGCCUAUGGAGCUCACCCUUAUUCCUACGGUGCCUACCCAUACGCCGCCGCCAAAUACUACUAUUAAAGUUUAAUUCCUAAAAGUCUGUCGAUAAAUGUUUGAGCUAUUUACGUUUGUACAUUUGAACAUAAAUUAAUUUAAAUAUGAUGAAGAAAGAAAAAAUACAAAAAAAUAUAUGAUAAUAAUUUAAAAAAUACAA